AUGCAUGGUGGUAAUACUUCUUUGAGUUCUGUAGCCAGUCGAACCAGAGGCCAGUUGGUUAACUUUUAUAGAAAUUGGCACAAUGAGACGAAGAAGAAAAGGGCUCAAGAAAGUUUUAGUAAUGGUGGUAGAGAUGAAGGGGUCACCAUUAGUGAGAAUACUGGUGAUGUGGGUGAUAAUGAGGAGUCAUACUCUGUGAAUCCCAAGAAUGAUGAGAUUUCUGGGACGGGAGAGAAGGCUUAUGAAGGUUCCAGUUCGGAAAUUUUGGGAAAUGGGGCUAAAAGAAAGGGAAAGAGAAAUUUGGAUAAAAGAGGUAAGAAUGAUGGUGUUGAUGAUAAGCCUAUUGUUAGCGAAAAUGUUGUCUCAAAUGUCUCUUGUUCGAUAUCCAAAUCCGAGUCGAUUCCAAAUGAAGGGAGUGUUGCUCGUAAGAAACGCGGGUUCCACAAUGUUGAUGAAGUUUUGUUAGGGGUCGAUAAUGGGAGAAAUAGUGGAGUACGAGGUAGAGGAAGACCCCGAGUUGAACCUUUGAACAAGGGCAAGAAUGUGUCUCCGGAUGAUUCAGUUGCUUUACGGAAAUCAGUGGUUUUUGACGAUUCAGAUGAUUCAGAGAAGUCGAUGAAUUUGGAAGGAUCAUAUGUAAAGGAUAAUUCUAAUGAUUCGGGGAUGUUAGAAUCAAAAUACAGCAGUGUAAAUGAUGAUGAUACUUGCGAUGAGGACAGUGAUGAGGAAUAUAAGGUUGUUUAUUCAUCGAGCUCUAGUGAUGACUCUCCUAGCACUGUGAAAUCGAGCAAGGAGGAGAAUGAUGAGUUCAUCUUGGGUAGUUUAAAGAAGAGAAAAUUUUCUGGCUUAAAAAAUUUGGUCACUUGCAAGAAUAAGUUUGAUAAAGAGCAAAAUUGUAUUGCAAAACGUCCACGGCCUCGUUGGAUUUCUAAGUCUUCAAAGGAAAAGCUUAAACUUAGAACGUUUAGUCGGCCACUUCUUAUCUCUGAGGGUGAGGAAUCAAACUCUUCACUGGAUGUGGAGUCUAAGUUAUCAACAAAGAAGGAGAGCUGUAGUACUAAAUGUUUGCAAAGAACUGGUCAGAAAGGUACAAGAAAGGUGGGGAAAUUUGGUAAGAAAAACACUAGUGCAGCAAAAAAUGCUGAAUCGAUUAAGACAUUGGUUGAUUUCAUAGAGAAAGAAGCAGAUGUAGCCAUAGAAAGUUUAGCUACUGUUGAUUAUAAUCUGAAAUCCUUGCCAUUGAAGUUCAGAUUCGAGGAUGAAGAACCAUUUCCUCAGGUGAAAUCAGAAUGGGAGAAAGAAAUUGAUUCUCUUUUCUGUGAUUUGAAUAUGGGACUCAGGGAAAGUGAGCCUGUCUGCAUGAAUCCUUCAACGAUUGGAGAUGGUGAUAAUGACGACAUCAUCCCCCAAGAUAUUGACAGCACUCUGGCAUCCUGUUGUAGUCGAGGGGAGCACUAUCCUCUUCUCGAUGAACAGAUAGGAAUUAAAUGCAAAUAUUGUUCCAUUGUGCUUCUGGAAAUUGAAGAUGUCUUGCCACCUUUUUAUACGGCACCUUCUGGGAGACCUGGGAGACAGGAAAGAAAAGACUUGGGUGAAUCACAUAGCUGUAUCUUCGAUCGGUUUCAGUUUCAUGACUCGUCUUGUGGAAAUCCCAGUUCUUCGUCCAGUCAUGACGGAGACACAGUGUGGGAAUUGAUUCGUGACACUAAAAGCAAAUUGUAUCCUCAUCAACGGGAAGGGUUUGAAUUUAUGUGGAAAUCCAUAGCUGGAGACAUCUUCAUCAAGAAAUUGAGAAAGCCGCUUUCUGGUGAUGGUAAAGGAUGCAUUAUUUCACAUGCUCCUGGUACGGGUAAAUCCCUACUCACCAUAGUGUUCCUCCAAGCAUUCAUGAAACUCUAUCCAACAUGCCGACCAGUAAUUAUAGCUCCCCGUGGCAUGCUCCUCACCUGGCAAGAUGAAUUCAAAAAAUGGGGUGUUAAGAUACCUUUUCACAAUUUGAAUACGAUGGAGUUAUCUCCGGAGGAAAAUGCUUUUUCUGCUAAAAUUGUUAGCAAAGUGGGCUAUAAUGGGAGGAGCUGGGACUACUUUCGUUUAAUUAAGUUGUACUCUUGGGUGAAGGGUAGAAGUGUUCUAGGAGUCAGCUACACACUGUUUGAGAAGCUUGCUGGAGAGCAUCGGGGAGAAGGACAACAUGAUCAGAUCAGGAAUAUACUGCUUAAAUCUCCUGGCAUUUUAGUGCUUGAUGAAGGACACACCCCUCGCAAUGACCAAAGUCUUAUGUGGAAGGCUUUAACAAAUGUUGCCACAAACCGGCGCAUAAUAUUAUCUGGUACUCCUUUCCAGAAUAAUUUUGAAGAGCUUUACAAUACACUGUACCUAGUUAAUCCAAAGUUUGCCGAUCAGAUCACUGGAAUUUAUCAAAGUUGCAGAAGGGGUAGGCCAAACAAAAAUGUUGCUCGGGGAAAAUGGACAAGUUUGACGAAGUCUAUCCGUAAAACUACGGACGGUGGAUUAAUGAAGCUUAGAAAAAUGAUUGACCCACUUGUGCACGUACAUAAAGGAACUAUUCUUCAAGAAAGUCUUCCUGGAAUGAGGGAUUCUCUGGUUUUCUUGCGGCCAACUGAACUGCAAAAAUCUUUACUGGAAAUCGCUUCAGAAGAACGGGUCUUUCUUCAUAUGGUUCGUGUGGUGUCCUUGAUCUCUGUCCACCCUUCGUUGGUGGCUGAAGAAAGAAUGUUCUCUGCUCAUAAGAGGAAGCUAAAGGAGAUUGAAUCAAAAAUUGAUGCAGGAGUAAAAAUGAAGUUUGUUACUAAACUAAUCUGGCUAGCUGAUGCUCUUGGUGAGAGGGUGUUGGUCUUCAGUCAGUUUAUUGAUAAUUUAGUCUUUAUCAAGCAUCAGCUUCAGUCUCAUUUUUCUUGGAAGGAAGGAAGAGAAGUGCUGUACAUGGACGGGAAACUUGACCAGAAUCAGCGUCAAUCUUCUAUCAAUGCUUUCAAUAAUGAUUCGAGUGAAGCUAAGGUGCUUCUUGCAUCACAAAAAGCUUGUUCUGAAGGUAUAAACUUGGUUGGGGCUUCAAGAGUUGUAUUGCUCGAUAGUGUCUGGAACCCUGCGGUUGAAAGGCAGGCCAUAAGCCGGGCAUACAGGCUUGGUCAGAAAAAGGCUGUUUACGUAUAUCACCUCAUCACAUCUGAGACCAUGGAGCUCAAAAAAUAUGCAUCACAGGCUCAGAAGGAUCGGAUAUCACAACUGAUUUUUUCUCCUACGUAUGGACUGACUUGCCAUAGCGAGACAUCAAAGAUUGUCACUGAAGAUAAACUCUUUGACGCACUAAUUCAUGAUAAAUGUUUCAGUCACAUUUUUGAAAAGAUAAUUCACCAGCCAAAAGCAUCUGAUCUGAUUGAUACUUUUGGUUUCGCGGAUCUUGAGUAG
Messenger RNA from Fraxinus pennsylvanica, 3429 nucleotides. NCBI's taxonomy places the organism in Eukaryota, Viridiplantae, Streptophyta, Magnoliopsida, Lamiales, Oleaceae. The record is from the annotation of a GenBank genome assembly.